Notolabrus celidotus (New Zealand spotty) is the source of this 2215-nucleotide messenger RNA. RefSeq names its product olfactory marker protein-like. The coding region runs from base 662 to 1102 and encodes 146 amino acids. Gene Ontology annotation, biological process: sensory perception of smell; signal transduction. The transcript is spliced from 3 exons. The record is from RefSeq and is a predicted model, not a curated record. NCBI's taxonomy places the organism in Eukaryota, Metazoa, Chordata, Actinopteri, Labriformes, Labridae.
AAGAAACAAGAGCACCAAAGAAGCUGUUGGAAAAUAUUUUUUAACUUCACUCAUUUUUAAUAAUUGCAAAAGCAGCCCUUAAAGCUGUGAAACAAACCUGUGAUUUACUGCUCUGCACCAGACUGACAUUACAAAGCUGCUACUGCCACCUAUUGGCCAAAACUGGUAUUGUGCAAGAGCUUCUUCAGCCAAUAGCAGGUCAGACUUUUUAGUUGACUUUCUGACCUUUAAAGGGCAGUUAUAAAUAUAACAGUUGACUUUGAUCAGAUUAAACCCUGCAGUAGUUUUGUCUGCUGAUGAUGCUGGUUCAUAUCCUGAGAACAAAUAAAACUGAAACCUACCUCCACCAGAGUCUUGACCGGCGAGUCCGUUUGCCUGCACUAAGUGGACUUGAGUGACCAGAACAGGAUAGCCACACAUCCCGGUCCAGCAGGUCUUUGGAGGCUGGUCUAGAAUCAACUCCCUGCAGGACAGAGAGACAAAGACGGACAGAGAUAGGGUCAGACGACACGUCACUGAAGAUGCGGAGCAGGUAUUCUCCCUCCAGACCGGGGUCAAAGGUCGUGGGUAGGAUGACGUAUCGCCCCUCUUUCAGGUCAAUGCGUACGAACACAGACCUGGAGUUGAUGUAGGUGCUGCCACCGACCUUCUCCUGGGUAGCAUGCAUACGACGAUGCGUCUUCGGGUGUCCUCUUUGCAGCGGUCAGGCCAGAAGCGUCAGGAUGGAGAGCGUCUUCUUCUUCCUCACGAGUUUGUUUACCGACUCGAUUUCAACAACCAGGAUCUGAACUUCUCACGCUGGUACUUCUCCCUCACCGGCCACGGGCGCGUCACCAUCACGGGCAUCUGCCAACUCUGGACCCCCGACCUCACCAACCUGAUGACCCGUCAGCUGCUGGAGCCCAUCGGCACAUUUUGGAGAAACGCUAACGACCCCGAGGACGUCCCGCUCAAGUGGCUGGAGGCGGACAUGCAGGAGUUUGGGGAGAGGAUUGCUGAGCUGGCGAAGGUCAGGAAGGUUAUGUACUUCCUGUUUGCUUACAAGGAUGGCUCAGAUAAAGGGAAUCUCAGCUGCUCUGUGGAGUUCACACCACAGCAAUGACUUUAACUUCUUGUCUGUAGAAUCCAGGUAGAGUCCUCAAAUAGUAUGCAAUCUUAUGUUCAACCUUUGACCUUUAGAGCUAAGUGACAAUAUGUAAAGCUUUCAAAGACAUCCAUCAGCUGAUCCUCUCCUCUGAGAACAAACAGUCCACACUACAUCAUCAGUUCGCUCCAACGUUUAGUGCAAAGAACAAACUUUUAACUUCACUUCAGAAGUCAAAUCUGAUGAGCGCUUAUGACAAACCGGCUUUAAAUAAAGUAUUUUUCAUGGAUUAAAGCACACAUACUUAGAACAAGUGACACAUCCUUUGGUUGAACAACAUAAACAGGUAGAAAAUGUAUGAAUGCACUUUAUUCAGACUUGCCAUUAACUCAAAUUCUCACGGUUCCUGGUGCUACUCAAGAGAUUAAUGUAUCCAUAAAUCAUCUGAACCUUCAACCUCUGAAAACCAAACUUCAGUCCACUUGUAAAUGACUCCUGGCUUUACUGCUCAGCUGAAUGUUGUGAUGAUGUUUGAUGUGAUUCUAUGUUUAAUGACAGACUCUCUCUUCCAGUCAUUUCUGUCUUUGUUGUAGGAUUUUGUUUAUGCAAAAGUUAGACUCAAAACACAAACGGCUGUGAGUGGAAUAUCAAAUAUUCACAUUACAUGACUGUCGGCCUGACACAAAAAACAGAGAUCGAUGGAGUGACAAUCUAUUAAACAUUGACUGAAAGCUGUCUGUGUGUUCUCAUUGGUGUUACCGCACAGAGGGAGAGGAGAGGGAGAGGAAGGGGGAGAGAACAGAGAGUGAGACACAGAGGAAAUGAGGAGCAGAGGAGUCAUGUCAGGUUUGUUUAUGAAGCACAAAAAAAGGUUUUCUGAUGAGUCCUCCAAUUUAGGAGGACGGGAUGAUUCUGUGGUCAUUAUCGGGGAAAUCAAUUUGCACACACAAUCAUUAUUGUCCUCUCAUCUCCUGCUCUUUUAGUAACCUUAUUAUGGAGCAGGGAAAUAGGAAAGAAGGGAAGGGGGAGAGACGAUAAAGAGAGCGGGGAGGAAAGAAGAGAGGCGAUAUCUGUGAGGGAGAAAGAGAGACAGAAAAAGAAGGAUGAUUGGAAAACACAGCUUAUUGUUUG